AAGAGGGGCGAUGUGGACUCAAAUGAAAAGGCGCGAGGAGCGCAGCGACGUUGAGCGGCUAUGGCGGCCUCGGAGGCUCCGGAGCUUCUUGCUCGGGUGAAGGAUGCACUCGCCUUUGAGAGCCAAGCCCAAUAUGGGGUGGAGGCUGACCUACCAUCUCAGGUUUUGGCUGAGCAUGCCGUGAGCACCAGGCACGCCCACAAGUUUAUGUUGAUGCAGCUGCAAGUGUUGAAGUUCUGUCUGGAUUUCCUUGAUUCUGGACUUUGUGUUGAGAAUGCCUCCAAAUCUUCUGUUCGACAGGAGGUGGCCGAAGCGAAGCUGGAGUGGAAGAAGCUCAAAGCUGAGUACCAACAACAAGUGGAGAGCAUCAAGAAGGAUGUGCCACAAUUGCUGCUCAAGCUGGAGCAGGCGCAGAACCGAGCUCAGCUCUUGGAAGAAGCUCUGCAGCGCUACCGAGACAAGAAACUGGAGAUGGAGGAGAAGGCGAGGAGCGCUCAGAGCAGGCGGCAGAAGGAGCAGGAUGUCUUGUGUGAGCAGCAGCGGCGGCUGGAUGAGCGCAUGGCGGAGCUGCAAAGCAGUCUGCAGGUGCAGCGCGAGGAGCUGCAGCACCUGCAGAGGGAGCUAGAGGAAGAAGAGCGCCAGGCCUGUGCUUGGCAGGAAGAGGUCCAGAGGAUCUCUGAGCUCCGGUCCCUUUUGGAGACUUUGCAAGGGGUCAGAUUGCUUUCUGAAUCAAAGAGUGACCUGGAGUUUGAGCUGAUCUCCCCGGCCCAGCCGGGGGCUGCCACUCCCCACACCCUGAAGCUGCGCUUGCACUGGAGGGAUGAUGGCAGUGUCAUGCUGCAGAGUGACAGCCCUUUCUUCCCUCCCUCUUUGGUGCUUCCCGAAGGCACUUGUGGCAACAUCAGAGGCAUCGUCCUGGAGUUGCAGAAUAGCUACUUCCAGGAAGCACAACUUCUGGCUGAGAUUGAGUUGCUGCACAGCUGUUUUGCUGUUGAUUGGCAGCAAGAGAAAAGGAUUCUGAGUUACCUGAAGCCCAGCUCCACUUGUAACCUCUAUGUGGAGCCAGGAUACCCAGCCAGUGGUGGCAUCUCCCUCUGCUCAGUGAAGAGUCAACGUGGCACAGUUGACGCAACUUCCUAUAAGCCCCCUCAGGAGAGACCUUCGCUGCGGGACUGGCUGGAAUAUCUCAGUGCCAUGGACUUCAACGCUCCUUUCCUUGCCUGA
Molecule: messenger RNA, 1224 nt
Organism: Lacerta agilis (Sand lizard)
Lineage: Eukaryota; Metazoa; Chordata; Lepidosauria; Squamata; Lacertidae
Gene: ZWINT
Product: ZW10 interacting kinetochore protein
Exons: 10
Coding region: 61-1224 (387 amino acids)
Biological process (GO): establishment of localization in cell; mitotic cell cycle checkpoint signaling; mitotic sister chromatid segregation
Cellular component (GO): dendrite; nuclear body; kinetochore
Source: RefSeq, a predicted model, not a curated record